AACGCCAACACGCUGCGGGUGCGGGACUGCCGCGGCUGCACCGUGCUCUGCGGGCCCGUCUCCACCUCCGUGCUGGUGGACGGCUGCAGGGAUUGCGUGCUGGCGCUGGCCUGCCAGCAGCUCCGCACCCACCGCACCCGCCGCUGCCGCUUCUACGUGCAGGUGACCAGCCGAGCCGUGAUCGAGGGCUGCGCGGAGGUCUCCUUUGCCCCUUACACCUGGAGCUACCCUGGUAUCGAGGGAGAUUUCGAGUCUUCUGGGCUGGAUAAAAACAAGAACAGCUGGAACGUGGUGGAUGACUUUGACUGGCUGGCGACUGACCAGCCCUCGCCCAACUGGAGUGUGAUCCCCGAGCAGGAAAGAAUCGGAUGCUGGGACUGA
Molecule: messenger RNA, 381 nt
Organism: Chaetura pelagica (chimney swift)
Lineage: Eukaryota; Metazoa; Chordata; Aves; Apodiformes; Apodidae
Gene: TBCC
Product: tubulin folding cofactor C
Exons: 1
Biological process (GO): tubulin complex assembly; post-chaperonin tubulin folding pathway
Cellular component (GO): cytoplasm
Source: RefSeq, a predicted model, not a curated record